CACAGGCGGAUUUUGAAUUGGAGUGUGCAUAGCCUGCUUGCGCUGGUAGCGAGCCGGGCUGUCAACCUUCUGCACUCUAACCGCCAACCAGAGGCGCUGCAGCGGACGGGCGUGCAGCAACUGCGUGCACAAAGAGCGUUGUCAACUUGUUGUCCUCGCUCGCAGGCCUGCCCGACAGCGAGCAGUGAAUGGGGAGAGCGAGCCGCGUGCUGCUGUGACUGCUCCCCGGUCAACCGCGGUCAUCGUUGCGGAAGGCGAGGAAGGAAGGCGAUCUCAGGGCCAUUGCUCGUCACCGCACGCACGCAGAGCACUGAUUGCUCCUGCAGGCUGGCUGGCACAGGUCAACAGUGGGGCCUUCCCCUCCACCCAAGCACAGCAAAACCGAAACUAUUCUCGACGCCCGCUCUGGUACGCUCCCACCGCUUGCAUUGACAUCUGAGACCUGCAUUCUUCCCCAAUCGAGCAUCGCUCCCCAAACCGCUGCCUGCCUCAAACCGGACUCGACCCUCCCACAGCCGCCUCGUCGAUCGCACGGGGAGGCGGGUAUAUCCCUCUGGGUGCGCCUGAGCCGGGAACCCAGCUGCGCUCCACGCUCCGCCCACAGGUCUGGGUGCGGCAACGGUGGUCGAUCGAGGAAUCAAAGGCUUCACCACACGACAAUCUAGGAAUCGAGCACCCGGCUUGCGACAACGUGAUCUUUCCCCCAUUCUGCCAGCAUCGACGGCAGGGCGCGGCAAGAGGUCAUUUAGUCGCAUAUUAUUGCGCAACAGACGUUGCAGGAGAAGCAGGUGCCAUUUGCCGAACGAGGUGCUCAGAGCUUCAGACUGUGGUCCGACGAUUGUACAAUAACUGGCCACUCGACUUUCCAACAGCUCUCAAUCUCCAUGUCGAGUGGAACGAACCACAAACCUUCGUCUCGUUGCCCACACUCUCAUCACGUAUUCAGCUGACUUGCGAGCAACGCUGGACGCCCUUCCACCGACAGACUUUCUGCACGUGGGGUAUACCUGACCAUCAUCACAACUAUUACUGGAGUCACGCCCUGGAAGCUUUCUGGUUCACCAGUUGCCCACCUAACCCUCCACUUUACUGCCACCGACGCCGUACAAAGUUGGGUGGCCGAUCGCCUUCCUCCACGUAGCAGCUUCGGUGCAUUUUGAAUCAACGUCUACCGCUUCCUUCAUCUCUCUCAAGAGCUUCGUUCUAGGACCAAUCUUCACACCCUCUGGUUGCAUUCUCACACGAGCCACCGGAAACUUCACUGCUUUCAAUCGUCUGGCCGACCUGACUUGGGCUCGGCGGAACGCAACAUGAUGGCGCGAGAUCAGAUUCGGCUCGAAGUACGACAGGAACCGAAGAGGGCACAGGUCGUACAAGAGAACAACCCCAAGAACCGCAAGCCCAUCGACCCUCCGCCGAUCAUCGAGCUCAAGUACAACGAUCGUGACGACCCGAACAACGCGCAAUGGCUCGUCAGCCCUCGAACGUUCAUGAUGGUCACCUUGAUCUCUGUGAAGGAUGAACACGAGCAACCGCCAGGAAAACUCCUGAUAGGGCAGACCGUGUCAUCGCUACACCGAUUGAAGGACAUCAACAACAAGGAUGGAGGCUUCUUCGUCUUCGGCGACAUAUCGGCAAAGAAGCUGGGCCAGUACAAGUUGCGCUUCAGUUUGUUCGAUACCAACAAGGAAACCGAUGAGGUCGUCUUUCUAGGCUCUAUCGACUCUGCCGAAUUCCCGGUCGUCGCUCAAAGAGACUUCGGAAGCAUGUCGGAGUCUACGCACCUAACGCGUACAUUUUCGGAUCAAGGUGUCAAGCUUCGUGUGCGCAAGGACAAUCGAGCAAUAUCGAGCAUCAGCGGCCAGAAGCGCGCAUACAACGGAUCUCCACCUGACACCACAUCGCCUUCUGUGCACUCCACCAUGCAUGGAGGCGCAGUACAAGACUAUCACUACAACACUACAGCGCAGUCGCCAGCAGUCAAGCGACAUCGAUCUUCAAGCGAAUACGACAGCUCCAUGUACCAGAAUUCUUCGAUAGCAGAUACACCGAACUCGACUUACGCCGGCUCGCUGCCAAGCAGCACGCGCUACGCGAUGGGAAAUAACGAGUACCAACGCGGUUACGGGAGCUACGGGGGCCAAUAUUCGCCGAAUACGCUGGGUAUGGGUGGUCGGUCGAUGGGUAUGCAGUCCGCGGGUUGGCAAGGGAUACAGCAGAAUAGCGCGCUUCCCUCACCGACCGCGAGUGUGACUGUCAGUGCACCACAACAAAGCCCAUAUCCAACCACGACCAGCCAGCAGUCCACCAUGUUCGGCGAUCCAGGAGGAGUGAGCACCAUCCCGAGGAACUCUUACCCUAGCAGCUCUUAUCCGUAUCCUCAGCAAGCUCACUAUUCGAGCCAGCCAUCGUCGGAUGGGCAUCACUACCCAGAGUUGCAAAUGCCGGGAAGCUCCAUCUCAGAUAGCAACUCGUUGUCUUCAGGACCGGGACAUCCGUACAACACAGCUUACCUGCAGGCAAAUGGCUUGUACGGCUCGGAAGCGCCAGAGUCGUCGGGCGGAUAUGCAUAUGCAGAUUCGCAAACGCGUGCCUAUUAGGAUCCGGAAACACGUACUCAUGGUAGUUUCCGACCAUGGUAACCGCAGCGAGAGCCUUGAUGGCUCGCUGGGCGCAUUGCCAUCUGUUGCAUCAGACCGGUCUUGCUUUCGGGGCUACAGCACAUGGUUGACUCAGGGUAAUAUGGUGACUUAAUCCGGAACCGACACAGCAUUUUGAUUUUACAGGGAGCGAGGGCUUGGAUCCGAUGUUUGCGCACUGGGAAGCGAGGUGUUGGUGGUAUGGGACGCGCAUUCAAAAAAAAAGGGAGGUGGAUGCAAUUGCACAUGAACCAUCAUGAUUGUACGACUCUCUGUACGGUCAACAGGACGUCCUCUACAGAUUCACUUCUUCACAUGUACAUUUUUGGAUACCAAUCAUCAUUAAACAACACUGGCU
Molecule: messenger RNA, 2997 nt
Organism: Cercospora beticola
Lineage: Eukaryota; Fungi; Ascomycota; Dothideomycetes; Mycosphaerellales; Mycosphaerellaceae
Source: RefSeq, a predicted model, not a curated record